CGGAGGGAUCGUUUGCUCGAUGGUUGGAGGUGUAGGCUCUUAUCUGGGUGAGGUGGUAGCUGCAUAAGGAAUUGGGGAGCUGAGCGGGCCUCUUGCAAUGCCAUCCCUUGCCAUCGCUCUUCUUGCAGUGCUGCGCAACAAGGCUUACUGUCUGAAGUCUUCACGCCAAUUAACAGCGUCUUUCUUCUGCACAAUGCUGAGCAAAGUCAUCAACUCUAAUUCAAACCUCCGUCACCGUCGUCAGUGCUUAUCCUCCGCCUUCAAUGUCUUUUGCCUCGCCAUUGGAAUCCUCGGAUUCCUCAUCGGAGCCAUGGCUUUAUACAACUACAGCAGCUUCAACCUAACUUCAUGGGAUGGUAAUGGGACUGUGGGCGGAUCCGUUGCACCCGCACCCGGCUUCAGCAAGAGGCGUCGGGUGCUCGGAUUUGUAGGGGUGCAGACAGGGUUCGGAUCAACAGAGAGGAGGAAAGCCCUUCGAAAGACUUGGUUCCCUUCCGAUCCUCAAAGCCUUCGCCAACUCGAAGAAUCGACGGGUUUGGCUUUCCGAUUUGUGAUCGGGAAGACAGGCGACGAGACCAAGAUGGCGGAACUUAGAGGGGAAGCCGAAGAGUAUGACGACUUCUUGAUGCUGGAUGACAUCGAGGAGAGUUAUAGCAAUCUCCCCGCCAAGACCAUCUCGUUCUUCAGAGCGGCGUACGAAUCGUUUGACGCUGAUUUUUAUGUCAAGCUUGACGACGACGUUUAUCUAAGGCCGGGUCGACUCUCUCUCCUCUUGCAAAGAGAUCGCCCCCACCCCCUCACCUACAUCGGGUGCAUGCACAAGGGUCUGGUCCUGACUGACCCAGGACAGAAGUGGUACGAGCCUCGAUCAGAUUUGCUCGGCCAUGAAUAUUUCUCUUACGCUGGUGGCAGCAUCUACGCGCUAUCGUAUGAAGUCGUUGAGAACUUAGUUGGCUUGAGAAGGGACGUCGUUCGUUUGUUCAGCAAUGAAGACGUGACGAUCGGAGCUUGGAUGCUGGCCAUGAACGUCCAUCAUGAAGAUGACCGGGCACUCUGCGAGCCUGAAUGCAGGCCGUCGUCGGUGGCUGUUUGGGACGACGGGUGCUCGGGGCUAUGCAAUCCGGAGGCGAGGAUGUUAGAGCUACACGAAAAAGAAAUAUGCAGGGGGUAAUCACGGUUUAUAGUAAAUAAAAUAAUCACUGUGACAUUACAAAUGUAUUUUUCUCUUGUAUGCAGAGGCUAUGAUCAAUAGCUAAGCAAUUGUGCUGAGAAAAAUGGUGGAUUUCAGUUAUGCCUUUGACUUAGUAGCAUCAAAAUUAUGAAAGCAUAACAUAUUGUACGUAUGGAUGUUUC
Asparagus officinalis (garden asparagus) is the source of this 1353-nucleotide messenger RNA. Its product is annotated as probable beta-1,3-galactosyltransferase 14. NCBI's taxonomy places the organism in Eukaryota, Viridiplantae, Streptophyta, Magnoliopsida, Asparagales, Asparagaceae. The record is from RefSeq and is a predicted model, not a curated record. Gene Ontology annotation, cellular component: Golgi membrane. Bases 98 to 1171 code for a protein of 357 amino acids. Gene Ontology annotation, molecular function: hexosyltransferase activity. The transcript is spliced from 2 exons.